AUGGAUCUCCAUUCUGUGCUAAACGAUUUCUCGAACAGUUGGAAAAACGACAAUAACAGUGUCGACUUCGGGAUCAAUUACAGCAGCAAUUAUGGGAAUAAGUCUAGCAGCAGCCACAGCAACAACUACGGCAAUAAUCACGGUGACAACUACAACAAUAACUACGAUAGCUACUGCAGAAACAACUACAAGAGCAACUAUAAGAGCAACUACAGCAGCGACUACAUAAACAAGAGCCACUGCAAAAGCCAACAGAAGCGUCAAGAUGCCGUUGACGGGUUGCUUGAAUCUCGACUAGCGUGUUUAACGAUAGGAGAAACUGGUGUUGUGGACGUCGAUAGUCGCUCAACAGCUCCGGAUGAACCGGCACCAACGUCCAGUCCCAAUACUGUUCAAGAGGCGCCAACAAAGUCUCCUGAAGAACCGAUAUGGCCUGAAUUCGGUUUCUCUGAUGAGCCGAAGAGCCAGGUUUCGAGAGACAGAUUCGGCCAUUUGAUGCAAAGCCCCUCUUCAUCGUCAGAUUUCGAAUCACCCGAUGAGACUUCUUGCACAACACCAGAAUCAGAUUCAGACAACGAAGCCGACAGCUUAGAGAUCCGUCCUACAAGGUUGCCUGACUCAGAUGUCUUCGUCAAGCCCAAGAUUCCCAAAGAACUCCGACUACUGGUCGAUGAUAGCGAGAAGGAUGAUGUCGAUGAAGAGGACGCCCGGAUGCACUCGGCAUUACGGCACACUGGAAGCAGACAAGUGAAAGGAGAUUGGACCUCGAUUUUGACUUCCCCGUCUCUGCGCCAACCGAGAAGGAAAUCCAAGAAAGCAAAAGCAGACGGAUCUCUGCUGGCUUGUCCGUAUACAAAGCACGACAAUGCCACUCAAGAGCAGUUGUAUCGAUGUCGACGCAUGGCCUUUCAAGAUACCCACAGGCUAAAGGAACAUCUCUACAGAGUCCACCGCCAGAAACCACACUGCACCCGAUGUGGCGAAAUCUUUGCUUCGAAAGCUGACCUGGAGCCGCACUCUCGCUUGCAAGAGGUGUGCAAUCUCGCCGAAGCCAUCCAUAUUGAAGGGUUUACUUCAACCCAGGAAGAUGAGUUGAAAAGCAAGAAACGCAAGCGUAAUUUGAAAACAGAGGAGGACAAGUGGGCGAAUAUCUUUCGAAUCCUAUUCCCAACAUGUCCCAAAAUGCCGGAUCCUUACUAUCGUAUUACUUCAGAUGAUCAUCCAAAGGGUUUCACCAUGGACCAGAGCGAUGUAGAGAGUAUCUUCGCCGAUGACGUCCCAAGCGAACUGGAGGAGCGUACAUUCUCAAGACUUGAAGCUAUCAGCGGAGGAUUAGACGACGAGCAACGCCGAGAGGUCAAGAGCAUUUUCAAAGACUUCACAAGCGAAAGAGUGCGCCAGAUCACAGAAAGGACAGAUUCGGUCAGCGAAAACGCGGAGACUACGGAACCUCGAGGCGUUCCGUCCCCCGAGAAAAGUCUCCACAAAAAUGCCGUCAGUGACGAGACCUUCAUCGCAAUCGCCGACCCCAUUGGGCUUGAGGGACGAAUUCUAUCGGUGUUGGAGCCAGAGCCGGUGCACGAGGACGUGCCAUCUCAACAAGGGUUACCAGGGGCACCCCCUGAGUCCGAAAAUGAUAUGCUUGAGAAAGCUUUGGCGGCAUGGAACGAAGCUGCUGUUCAAGGAUGGGACUGUGGAUUGACGAAGGGCAAUGGCCUGAACGGGCUUGUCGGUGCGUCGCACGUAACUCAAAGCGACGUGUCAAACUUGCUAUUCGACUUUAAUUUCAUAGACGACUUUCAGGUUGCGGUCGAUGAUAACCAUCCAGCAUUCAACCCGUUUGGUGGAUUUCCUUCGUGGCAAGGGGCUUGGAAUGGUUCGUUUGCUCAUUGA
Molecule: messenger RNA, 1893 nt
Organism: Colletotrichum siamense
Lineage: Eukaryota; Fungi; Ascomycota; Sordariomycetes; Glomerellales; Glomerellaceae
Exons: 3
Coding region: 1-1893 (630 amino acids)
Source: RefSeq, a predicted model, not a curated record